AUGAAUAUGUUUUGGUCUAUAUUGAUCUAUUCUCUCCUUUAUGUUAGUAUAUUCUUCAAUGUUCAAGGCUAUGACAACGAUAAAGAUGUUUUGCUGAGAAGCUUGAUUCGUCGAAGGGUUGCUCGCUCGAGCUGUUCUGAUCCAAAACUAUGUCUGUCGAAAUGGGGUUAUUGUGGAACGGGAGACGCUUAUUGUGGUGCUGGUUGUCAAGCUGGUCCAUGCACAGGAGGUGGCGGUGCGACUCCUAAACCGGACACAAGUGGAGGUGGCGCUGCCUGUCCUAUAUCAACUCAAUGUCGAUCUCAAUGGGGUUACUGUGGAACAGGAGAAGCUUAUUGUGGUGCUGGUUGUCAAGCUGGUCCAUGCACAGGAGGACGUGGUACGACUCCUAAACCGGACCCAAGUGGAGGCGGAGGCACCGGAGGUGGCACUUUUCAAGGAGAUGCUACAUAUUAUAGCGUUAGUGUUGGCUACACAGCAUGUGGAACAAUGAAUAGUGAUAGUGAAUAUAUCGCUGCAUUGAACGCACCACAAUUCGAUCCAUAUACACCUGGUGGCAAUCCAAAUAGAAAUAGCUUAUGUGGAAAGCUAGCCAAUGUCGUUGGUCCGUUAGGAUCUGUUACGGUAAAAAUUGUUGAUAGAUGUCCUGUAUGUAAGUACGGCGAUCUUGAUCUAUCCGAAGCUGCUUUCAGAGCCGCAGUUGGAGACUUUAGCAUUGGCCGUGCAAGAAUUACAUGGAAAUGGCUUUAA
Rotaria sp. Silwood1 is the source of this 750-nucleotide messenger RNA. The record is from the annotation of a GenBank genome assembly. Lineage: Eukaryota; Metazoa; Rotifera; Eurotatoria; Philodinida; Philodinidae.